Messenger RNA from Belonocnema kinseyi, 369 nucleotides. RefSeq lists its product as uncharacterized. The record is from RefSeq and is a predicted model, not a curated record. Gene Ontology annotation, molecular function: nucleic acid binding. NCBI's taxonomy places the organism in Eukaryota, Metazoa, Arthropoda, Insecta, Hymenoptera, Cynipidae. Bases 1 to 369 code for a protein of 122 amino acids. The transcript has a single exon.
AUGGAUUCCACACUGAAAGACUCUUCUCCAUCAGAUUCAACGGUUAAACAGUGGAUUUCUGAAUUUAAGAACUGUCGCACGAACACUUCCGACGAACAACGUUCUGGACGCCCCGUUAAGUUCGCAACUCCCGAAAUAAUCGAAAAAAUUCAUAAAAUGAUGCUAGAGGACCGCAGGUCGAUGGCUCAAAUCAACGAAUUGAAGUGGAAUUUAUUUUUCCAUCCACCAUAUUCACCAGGCUUGGCCCCCAGCGACCAUCAUUUAUUCCCUAACCUUAAAAAAUGGCUCAGAGGUAAGGAAUUUCGGAGAAAUGAGGAAGUCGUCGACGCUGUAAAUAAUUAUUUCGAGGAACUUGACAAAUCAGGCUAA